GGCAUUGGCGUUGCAUAUACUUUCCUCACACAUUCAUCGUCAGACGACGGCGGGCCUCGAAAACAGGUCUCGAUAGGGUCUCGUGAGCAAUAGUGUCCCACGGUAGCGAGGUAGCGAAUCUGCGAAAUGCGUCUCGAUGGAGUCCAACCUGAACUCAAUGUCUCUCGAUCAUGAGACAUUUUAUUACCCAAACCUGUAAAAGAAGGCGAGAAGCAGGGAUGGUGAAGAGUAGGGUAUGUGAACAGUGAGGAUAUCAAAGUGUACUUAUACCAGAUGUCAAAGUCGUUGGUCUCCGUCCCACUUCUCUUCGAGCGAUGGCUUCUUUUUGCAGCCUGCGCUACAUCUGCAUAUACACACGCCUCUCGCUUCACAUCAAGUGAGGUCAAGCGACCACUCUUCGCUGCGCACGCGAACAACGCACCACGCGCCCUGAGCAACUACAGCCGAGGGACUAAGGUAACUACUGCGGUGCCGAGAAAAAAAACUUGUAGCGUCAAUUUCUGCCCAGACUUUGCGGGCGAAGCCAAAAAAUCCAAAGAGGAGCGGCGCCAAAGCGGGACGUGGGAACUGUUGGACCUCUUCUCCUGUUUUCUCCUCGCUUGGGGUUUAGUCUCAGUCCAUAGCGCGCAUUGUAGUGCCUCGGAUGUUUCUCACUGUCUCUCUUUUGCUCGUUGGUUCAGCCUGGCUCUUUUUCUUUUCUUUUUUUUGCUGUUUCUUCUCCCUCCGGAUCGAUUCUCCUCCGGUUGAAUUUCUCCCCCCCGGGGGUGGGUUGGAAGGGCGCGGGUGUUUAGGA
Messenger RNA from Colletotrichum phormii, 793 nucleotides. RefSeq lists its product as uncharacterized. The transcript has a single exon. The coding region runs from base 274 to 747 and encodes 157 amino acids. NCBI's taxonomy places the organism in Eukaryota, Fungi, Ascomycota, Sordariomycetes, Glomerellales, Glomerellaceae. The record is from RefSeq and is a predicted model, not a curated record.